This is a messenger RNA of Penaeus vannamei (Pacific white shrimp), 1731 nucleotides long. Lineage: Eukaryota; Metazoa; Arthropoda; Malacostraca; Decapoda; Penaeidae. The record is from RefSeq and is a predicted model, not a curated record.
AUGGACAGCGAACUCCGGCGAACUCCUGGGCCGAAGAGCAAGGCCAAGGGAGAUAUUAUGAAAACUCGAGGUGCUGGUGUCAUUGUUGAGAUCGGCGGAAAAUAUAACAGGGGCAGAAAGUUGAGCCAGAUGUGGGUCUUUUGGGGUAAGGAACGUGUAAGUAAAAAGAUAUUCAUUGUGCCAUUCCUGGACAGUGACAGGAGAGCAAAAAGUACUCCAGGAUUUAACCACAUAAUUGAAGGAGUCAACCACAUAAUUGAAGGAUUUAACCACAUAAUUGAAGGAUUUAACACACAAUUGAAGACUUCUGUGACUGAGGCUCGAGUACCAGGAUGGAAAAUGCUUCCAAAGGAGGCAGAGAAGGCCUCGGAGAGUCUUGGAGUCUUUCAACCAUGGUGGAAAGAUUCCUCACGGCGUUUUCAAAAUGGCAGAAUUAUACCUCGAUUUACUCGAGUAAAUAACUGUGAAAUCCCUCCGGACAUGGGCGGCAUGCAUGAAAUCUUCAAUCAUUACAAACGACUAUUUCAGCAUGCAAGAAUACUACAGUCACACGUCUCUGGUGCUUGCUUUGAACCCAGAAACACGAAAAUGUGGCAAGAUAUCUAUGAAGUUACGAGUGAAAUUGAAAAUCUAAUUUUCCGGCUUCAAGAAACCUUACCUGAAGUUUUAAUGGAAUUCAAGCCGAUUCCUACCCGCAGCUGUCCGAACGUAGAGACGAAGCUUCUAAAACUAGAUGUGAGUUAUGACAACGUUCCCCAGGGACGCAGUGUUGAUGGAAGAGCACUUAUCCUUGAUCUGGAAACUCAGACGACCACAAGGAGGGGCUGCUCACAAAUACACAAAUUCAAAAACUUCCUGCCAGCAGCAAGAGCAGUAACAGAACCUUCUGACGUAAAUUGUGUAACUGUUUGCAGUGAAACAACGACAACAUAUCCUAUGUCAACAACAGAGGUAACAUCAAAGAUGACUGGAAGUACAUCUGAGGCGACAGAAAACACUUCGCAUGAAUCUGAGAGCACAACAUCAGCGUCUGAAACAACUUCACAGGGAUCUGAAAGUACCUCACAAGGAACUAAAGAAACAGGAGGCACAUCAGAAGAGACAGGAAGCACGUCUGAGGAGACAGGAAGCACAUCUGAGGUGACAGGAAAAACAUCUGAGGAAACAGGAAGCACAUCAGAAGAGACAGAAACCACCUCAGCGAGACCCAAGAGCACAACAUCAGGAUCUGUAAGCACUUCACAGGGAUCUGAAACCACAACAUCAGGGUCUAAAGGAACCUCAGAGGGACCCCAGAGCACAACAUCAGCGUCUGCAAGCACCACACAGGGAUCUGAGAGCACAUCAGAUUCUGGAAGCACCACUCAAGGAUCUGAGAGCACAACAUCAGUGUCUGAAAUCACAACACAGGGAACAAACAGCACAACAUCUGGGUCUGAAAGAAUCUAACCUCAGAGGGAUCUGAGAGCACAACAUCAGGGUCUGAAAGUACUUCACAGGGAUCUGAGAGCACAACCAUCAGGGUCUGAAAGUACUCACAGAAUCUGAGAGCACAACAUUAGCGUCUCAAGGAACCACAGAGGGACCGGAGAGCACAUCAGAGUCUGAAAGCACUUCACAGGGAUCUCAGAGCACAACAUCAGCGUCUGAAGAGACAGAAAGCACAUCCGAGGAGACAGGAAGCUCAUCUGGGGCGACAGGAAGUACCUCUGAGGAGACAGGAAGCUCAUC